AUGGAGGCCAGCGUAACACCAGCAUGGAAGGCACAAGCGCGUACACACGCGACCGCCAUUUCUACCGCUUCCACCGCCAACUCCUCCCUCGCGGCUUCAGCUUACGUGUCGUCCGCCGUGCCGAAGGCGCAGCACCACCACAGCCAACGACGCGGCCCCGGCUUUCUCUGCCCGCGCUCGCGGAUCGUUUACAUGCGCGCACCGUUCACGCGGCCACACAGGCGGCACGUUCCUAGCGUGCUCGUACCGUCGCGGUCGGGGAGGCGCGGCCGCGGAGACGGCCUUAAAUGCGAUGUGUUAGUGCCUGGGUGUCCUUCUCCCGGCGAGCUGAGUGAAGGGGAGGGGGAGAAUUCGCGCGGACCGGACGGGCUCCGGUGGAGGCGCGGGCAGAGGGGCUCGGCGCGCAGCGAGAAUUUGGCGGUGGAGCAGCAGGCGGAAGAAAAACCCGAUAAUUGGGACUUUGUUGGGUCAAGUGGCGAUUCUUCGGGUUCUGGAGACGAGGGUUCGAAUCCUCAUGAGUUCACAUUUUCGGCGGAGAACAGUGUGAUGGUGGACCAAGUGCGAAUGCUACAGCACAUCCACUCCUGCGCGCACGCGGAAGAGGAUCUUGCGGGAGGGGAUGCAAGGGGGAUAAUGCGCGCGACCGCCGGGGGGAUGAAGCCGCGCGUGCUGAAAGCAAGCACGCCGAUUCGUGAUAUUUAUAAGUCGGAAGGUACGCCAGGCGAAGUUCGCCAAUUCAGGGUUAGAGGGGGAAAGUACGUAUGGAAAAGGAAGGUGGGAAAAGGGAGAAGGUUGGGGGAAUGGAGGUCCGUGGACGUGAAUGGGGUCACGGAGGAGAGACAUGAGACUGCGGAGCCUCCGUUCCGCGUCGCCCUUACUUCCCCCUCGCCUUCUCUCCGCUCCACACGGUUCCCUCCUCCCCCCUUCCCCCCUCCUUCCCCCCCCUCACCUCCCCAUUCCUCUCUUCCCUCUCCUUUCUCCCCUCUCCUUCCUCCCUCGGUUCCGGCAGGUCCUAUCGACGAGGAUGUGGUGUGCAUGCAGGCUGACUGGCCGCUGACGUGGACGCACAUCACGCUCGCGACUGGCGUAUCGGUGGGCUCCGGAAUUGCCGGGCCCGAGGACGUCACGAUGCUCACUCAGGCGACAACUUGCACCGCCAUUCUAUGCUUGCAGGGCGAGGAGUCCUUGGAGUCGUUCGGAGUUAACUGGAAGGCCGUUCAGGAGCAGGCGGAGCAGUGCGACGUCGCCAUGUUCCGCGUUCCCGUGCCGGAAUUCGACCAGCAGAAACAGGUAACCCGAGUUGCUGGUAUGGUGGAGGCGGUGCGUCUCCUGGCGUCGCUGCUGGUGACAGGUCACAGGGUCCACGUGGCAUGCGCUACAGGGAAGAACUGCAGCCCGCUGGUCGUGCUCGGCUACCUGACGUUCUUCCAGGGCCUCGCGUGGAGCGAAGCCAAGGCCAUGAUCGUUGACAGCGUGCCGUCCGCCGACCCGUCGCACGAGGCGUGGGAGCAGCUCGUGCUGUCAGCAGCGGACGGGGUGGGCCCGCACAAAAGGUCGGGACAGGAUGACGGAGCUGCCAGAGGAGCAGUACCAGCGCCGCAUAUAGCUGGGCGCGCCUUCCCCUUUAGUACUCCUUGCCCGGCUGGUGCUCUCAGCAGCGGACGGGGUGGGCGCGCACAGGAUGACAGAGCUAGCAGAGGAGCAGUACCAGCGCCGCAUAGAGCAGGGCGCGGGCGAUACACCAUGCCUCAUCCUCUCACCCCAUCCACCCAUUCCCCCAUUUUCCCCCUCUCCUCCCCGCUCCCCUAUUCCCUGCCUCGCCCAGGCUCGUCUGGUGCUGUCAGCAGCGGACGUGGUGGGCGCACACAGGAUGACAGAACUAGAAGAGGAGAAGUACCAGCGGCGCAUAGAGCAGGGCGCACCUUCCCCUUAAGCACUCUUCCCGCCUACUUCCCCUGUCUCCCCUCCCCCAUUCCCUGCCUGCCUCUCCCAGGCCCGGCUGGUGCUGUCAGCAGCGGACGGGGUGGGCGCACACAGGAUGACAGAGCUAGCAGAGGAGCAUUACCAGCGGCGCAUAGAGCAGGGCGCGGGCGAUACACCAUGCUUCAACCCCCUACCCCUUCCCUCUCUCCCCCUCCUUCCUCCGGUAUCACCCAGGCUCGUCUGGUGCUGUCAGCAGCAGACGGGGUGGGCGCGCACCGAAUGACGGAGCUAGCAGAGGAGCAGUACCAGCGGCGCAUCGAGCAGGGCGCGGGCGCGGAGGGCGGGGGGCAGACGGCAAGGGACGACUGGGAGGAGGCGCAGAGGCGACUCAUCACAGAGACUCUCCAGCACAGGGUGUCCGCUGACGUCACCAUCUCGCAGUCGCUCUCCAAGGCGGCAUCUCGCCAGGCGUCAUCCCCCAAGCCACGGGAGGUGCAGCCGAGGGAGGCGCAGAGCUUCUCUCCUGUGGUGGACUCGCAGAUGGCGCCUCCACUGGAAACGCCCUUCCAGGUACCUCCUACCUCUCUGCAGCACAGGGUGUAUGCUGAUGUGGCCAUCUCCCAGUCGCUCCCCAAGGCAGCAUCUCGCCAGGCGUCUUCCCCCAAGCCACGGGAGGUGCAGCCGAGGGAGGCGCAGAGUUUCUCUCCUGUGGUGGACUCGCAGAUAGCGCCUCCCCUGGAUACGCCCUUCCAGCAGCCACACAUCCUCGACUCAGUCUACUCAUUCGUCAACGAUCCCCCUCCCAUGCAUGGCCCUCUCUGCCACCUCUCAUUGCCCCUCACUGCAUUUGCAUCCCUUCACUCCUAUUGUUGUUACCCCCCUCCACCCUGUCCCCUCCCCUCACAGCAGCAGCCGCACAUCCUUGAUUCCGUCUACUCCUUUGUCAACGACCACCACUCUCACGCAUGGCCCCUCGCUGCCCCGCCUCCCGCUGACGCGCCUCCUGCUUUUGAGGAGGGUGUACUAGGGGAGGUUGUUCUGGACGGGGAGGGUGUUGUGGGGGAGGUGUCAUCUGGAGUGGAGGAGCGCAUUGCACUGCUGGAGCAGAAGCACCUGGCGGCCAUGGCUGCUGCUCGGUCUGCCACAGAACAGGAGCGAUUCUUCAUGCAGCACGUGAGCGAGCUGAGGGUGCGAUUCUUCAUGCAGCACGUGAGCGAGCUGAGGGAGAGCGAGACUGCAGCGCGCAUGGAGGCAGCAGCAGCACACGAGCGCAUAGCCCUGCUCACCGCCCAGGAGCGAGAGAGGGAGCUUUUAUCGGCCCACGAAGCAGCAGAGGCGAAAGCACAGGCAGCAGAGGAGCGGGCGGCUGACUUAGCUAACAGAAUCGCGCAGAUGGAAGAAAUGGAAGCAGCAGCAAAGGAAGCAGCGGCGGUGGCUUUGGAGCGAAUGCAAGCACUUGCCGAACAGGUGAAGGAACUUUCUGAGAAGGAGCGCGCGGCCUCCGCACGGAUGGGCGAGAUGGAGACGCGGCUGGAGGAGGCUUCCGAGAAAUCGGCGGCGGAUCACGACCUGAUGGUGAAACUGGAAGACCGGGCAGAACGGGCAGAAAAAGAAGCGAGGAAGGCCCAGGAGGCGCUGGGAGCGGCCAACGAGCGAGUGAAAUUUUUCUUCCGGGUGAUGAGAGGGCUCCGGGAUAGGGAGAGGGCAGCGAAAGAAGCUAUGCACGCUGCGACAGACCGGCUUGAAGCUGCUGUGACUGAAGCGGAGAACCUCCGGAGGAAGGACGAGUUGAUGCGAGAGGCGUGGGCGGUGGCGAGCGAGCGGAUUGAGCUGCUGACGCGGCAGGUGCAGCAGGUGGAGGGGCUGAAAAUGGAGGUGAAGCGAGAAGCGGUGGAUGCUGCGAAGGUGUUCUUGCAUGAGAGUGAUGAGCACAGGCUGAUGGCUGCUAGGGAGGAGUUGAGUGCGGCGGAGGAGAGAGAGAGGAUGCUGCAGGCGCAGUUGGAGAGGCUGGGUGCUGAGCUGGCGGCGGCAAGAGAUGACAUGGCGGAAAGGGAUGCCAGGCUGGCGGCGGUGGCUGCUGAGGUGGCGGAGAGGGAGCGGGUGGUGGAGGAGAGCCGGGCGGCGAUUGGGGCGGCGGAGAAGAGGAUUAAGGAGCUGGAGGAGCAGGUGGGGGUGGCGGAGGAGAGGGAGCGGAAAGCCAAGAGGGAGGCUGAGGAGGCAGAGGCGGUACUAGCUGCUGCUCUGGCUGCUGCCGAGACGAAAGACCGAGAGUAUACCCUCAUGGAGACGCCUCAGAAGACUGCUGCAGCUGCAGCAGCUGGAGCUGUUUCCGCUGUUGCUGCUGCUGGUGGUGCCAGCAGUGCUGCCGGUGCAGCAGCGAGCGGUGCAGCAGAUCAGCUGAUAGCCCGCCUGCAGUCGCAAGUGGCUGCCAUGUCCAGUGAGCUUGAAGGGGCCCGCAACGCCGCUGCUGCUGCGAGCGAACGGAGUGCGUUCCUCAUGCGGCAGGUGGCUCGGCUGAAGGGGACUGCUGCUGCUGACGCUGUGUCUCGGUCCCAGGGGGGUUCAGGAGGAGGGAAAGGGGAAGGGUCGAGCUCGAAACACAGAGUGGCGGCUUUAGAGGUGGAGAUUCGAGCGUUGGAGAAGCGCGAACGGGCAGCGCGGGCAGAAGCGGAGGCGGAAAAGGCCCGGGUGCGGGAGCUUGCGGCGCAGGUCGGGCAGCUGGAAAGCAAGGAGCGUGCAGCCCGGGAGAAACUUCAGUCGUCGCAGGACCGGGUGGGGUUCUUCCUGCGUCAGGCUGUGGAGCUGAGGGAGAGGGAGGGCGCGAGUAAGAGCGCGCUAAAAGAGACUUUUAAGAAAGUGGAGGGGUUGUCGCACCAGGUGGGGCUGCUGCAGGGGGAGUUGGUGCGGGCGAGCAAGGAGUCCGGCAAGUCUACAGAUGCUGUGGAGAGGCUGCAGCUGCUAACAAUGGAGCUGAAAGAAAACAGCAUCAAGAAGGUCCCUGGCUCGUCAAAAGUCAAUGGAUUCGAACGGUCGGGGGCAGGGCUUGGGGUGCUCAAGGCUCCUGAGCUCACUGCUUCAAAUGCUGCUGCUGCUGCUAGCAAUGCCUCUAGUAACGGAGCUGCUAGUGCUGCUGCUUCGAAAGGCGUGAUAACAGGAAAGGGGAAGGAGGAGAAGAAGGAUGAUGACAAUGAUGACUUCCCUGGAGGGUCAGGCAGUGGGGGAGGAGGGGUAGGGGGACGAGGAGCGUCAGCUCAAGGGAAGGCAAGCAGCAGUGGCUCUCGGGCAGGCUCUCCCUCCUUUGGUGCUCUGGUGGGUCCCUCUUACUAA
Messenger RNA from Closterium sp. NIES-65, 5250 nucleotides. The record is from the annotation of a GenBank genome assembly. NCBI's taxonomy places the organism in Eukaryota, Viridiplantae, Streptophyta, Zygnematophyceae, Desmidiales, Closteriaceae.